UAAUUUAUUUAGUUUUAAUCCGUGAACGGAGCUCAAUGCUCACCCCAGCAGGCGAGAUACAUGAUUUUCCUCUGGCAGAAUAUUUUCUAACCGAAAUGCCAAUUUUCCUCCCAGAAGCUCAUGAACAAUGCAAAGCACGAAAUUGUCCUCCAUUGCUUCUACCAUGAGAAGCUUCAUACGCAGGUACAGUUACGGACCCGCAUCAGUGCCAACCCCUACUCCGUUGUUGAUCUCGUACUUAGAAACUAGCUUUUCUGCCAGUGUCUAUUCACGUAACAGAGCCAUAGACAAGGAAAUCAAAUCUGGGUCUUUGAACUCUGCCCAAAAACUGUUCGACGAAAUGCCUAUUCGAGAUGUUGUUACGUGGAACUUGCUGGUUUCGGGUUUCGGGCGGUAUGGACACGCAGAGCGAGCUCUGUGGCAUUAUAGUCAAAUGGUUUCCAGUGGAAUUAGAGAAAGUGCAUCCACUUUCUCAUCGGUUUUGAGUAUUUGUAGCGACUCGGGGUUUUAUGAAGAAGGCAUGCAAGUUCACUGCAGGGUGAUUGUUUUGGGGUUCAGUAUGAAUGUUUUUAUUGGAAGUUCGCUUGUUGAUCUUUAUACGCAGAUGGGUUUCGUUGUUAUUGCUUUGAAGUUGUUCAAUGAUUUGCCACAUCGAAAUUUAGCUGCAUGGAAUUUGGUUUUACGUGGAUUAUGUGAACUGGGUCGAUCAGAUAAGUUGUUAGGUUAUUAUGGCGAUAUGAAACUGGACAGUGUUGAGCCUAACGGACUUACUUUUUGCUAUUUGAUUCGUGGUUGUGUUAAUGAAAGGCUUUUGGAUGAAGGAAAGAAGUUCCAUUGCUGUGCUCUGAAACUUGGAUGGUUAAAAUCGAAUUUGUUUGUUCUGAAUGCUUUGGUGGAUUUUUACUCUGCUUGUGGAUGCUUAGAUGGUGCAAGGAAAUCGUUUGAUGUAAUUCCAGCUGAGGAUGUGAUAUCAUGGAACUCAAUUGUUUCAGUUUAUGCUGAAAAUCUUUUUCCUCUUUAUGCUCUUGAAAUGUACACUAGGAUGCAGUUGUGGGGGAAAAGGCCAUCAGUUCGUUCAUUUUUGGGAUUCCUGGGUUUAUCUAGUCGGACUCAGAAUCUAAUUCUCGGUAGGCAAAUUCAUGGUUGUAUUCUGAAAUUAGGAUUUAAUUGUGGAAGCGUUCACAUUCAAUCUGCUUUAAUUUAUAUGUAUGGGAAAUGUGGUGAGAUCGACAGUUCGGUAUCAGUUUUUGAGGGUAUUCCUGAGAGAAGCCAUGAGUGUUGCAACUCACUAAUGACAUCUUUAUUGCACUGUGGUAUCAUUGAUGACGUGGUGGAGAUGUUUGGUUUGAUGCAUGAUGAAGGUAUUGAGUUUGACGAAGUAAGCCUGUCUACGACACUGAAAGCCUUAUCAGUGUCUACUUCUGGUAGCUUGUUUAACUGCACAUCAUUGCACUGUUGUGCAAUAAAAUCCGGUUUUGAAUCUGAUAUUGCAGUCUCUUGUUCGCUGAUUGAUGCAUAUUCUAAGUCUGGCCAUUUUAGACUUUCUCAACGGAUAUUUGAGAAACUUUCUUCGCCAAAUGUCAUCUGCUUCACAUCGAUCAUUAAUGGAUAUGCCUGGAAUGGAAUGGGAAGAGAAUGUCUCCAGAUGCUUGACACAAUGAUACAAAAGGGUUUGAAACCGGAUAAAGUGACAUUUCUGUCUGUUUUAACUGGAUGCAAUCAUUCAGGGCUUUUUGAAGAGGGAAAGCUGGUGUUUGAUUCUAUGAAAUUUGUCUAUGGGAUAGACCCUGAACAGCAGCAUUAUUCAUGUUUGGUUGAUCUGCUUGGUCGUGCUGGCUUACUGGAUGAAGCAGAAGAGUUACUGGAACAAGCGCCAACUAAAUGUGAUUCUGCAAUGUGGAGUUCCUUACUGCGAAGUUGUAGGGACCACAAAAAUGAAAAAGUGGGACGGAAAGCUGCAACUAUCUUGAUGGAGCUUGAACCAGACAAUUAUGCUACUUGGAUUCACGCCUCAAAAUUUUAUUCUGAAAUUGGAGAUUUUGAAACCUCACUGCAAAUUAGAGAGCUUGCAAUGUUCAGGAAGAUGAGGAAGGAGAUUGGUUGCAGUUUGAUUGAGGCAGUUCAAUUGUGCCCAGGCUGAUACCAGUUUAUUUCCAUGCAGAAUGUGCUGACAGCACUCCACAUGGUUUCUGAACGGUGGCUUGUAGAACUGCAGAAAGCAAUUUAUCUGUCUCAUAUCUGCUAUUGGAUGGCUUGAAAACUUGGAGAUAGAAGAAAGGGAUUAUAUCAGACCUUUUGACUUCCAUCAUGGACAAGUGAAGAUAAUGGCAAGCUUCUUGUGAAAGUGGAUGGAUUUGGUGCAGUUGGUGAUGGGGUUUCUGAUGAUACGAAGGCCUUUGUAAAUGCAUGGAAGCAAGCUUGCUCUACACCAAGAACAGUUUUCCUGGUUCCGCUAGGGUGCUGUUAUCUUGUAAAUGCAAACAGAUUCAAGGGGCCUUGUGCUGAAAUAUUAGUUGUCCAGCCUUGCAAAGUGGCACCAACCGUUAGGAUCCUGUUUCUGACAAAACCCAAUAGAACAACUCUGGCAGAGUUACAAGAGUGCACAUUAAUUAUUUACAUCCAGAGUUCUUUUCCAUGCUUUGUCACUGGAUGUAACACAAAGAGUUCGUUGCAGGAACCGACUAUAAAUUCAAGUUCAGUGGUAAAGGUGAAAGGGCUAACGAUUAGAAACAGCCAACAGAUGCAUUUCGUCAUCUCCCGUUCUGAAUCUGUGCUCCUCUGAUAUAAAAGUUUCUGCUCCAGAGUACAGUCCAAACACUGAUGGAAUCCAUAUCACUUAAUCAAGAGAAGUAGCUUUCUAGAACUGUAAAAUUGGAACAGCAUUGGAAGCCUUGGGAAGGACAACAGCAUAGGCAUAGGCACAAAGAUGUGUCUUGGAUACAACUUUCCUAAGGAAGACUACAAAUGGCCUCAGGAUCAAGACUUCGCAGGGAGGAUCUGGCUAUGUUCAUGCAGUACGAUACCAGAAUGUGGGGAUGCAAGAGGUUUCCAAUCCCAUUAUCAUUGAUCAAUUGUAUCCUGAUUCCUCAGUUGCUUGUCAGAACAAGCUGUUGAAGUAAGUGUAAUUGUGUACCAUAACAUUAUUGGGACUUCAGAGAGCCCAAGGGCCAUUAAAUUCGAUUGCCGUUACAGUUCCGUGCUAGCACAGUUCUGAACAACAUCAAUCUAUUCGGUAAGGAAGGCAGAGUUGGGACCUCCUGUCUUUCUGCCUCAGGCUUUGGGUACGGGUUUGUGCAUACUUCAGCAAAAUUCAUGUCUUCCUCUGCCAACAACCCGAUUGUGGAAAAAACCAAGAGAUUGAGCCGGCAAAACCCAACGAAGAGCAUCUCAUUCACACGGUGCUCUGACCAGUUUCCAUUGAGCUUAAUCUUGGAUAACUUCUAUUUAAUGAAACUGAUAGACAGGAAAUGACUUGUCUAGCAUCUAAUGAAAGGGAUGGGAUUUGUAUACCUGUAUGGAGUCCCUAAUAGAACAAUAGAGAGCAAUUAUCUGUCUUGCUUGAAAGUUGAAAUGAAUAAAGUGACGCAGUUAACUGUUAUGUUUGUUUGUGUUGAUUUAAAGCACAACGUUCUGGGCUCAGAUUAAACAAGAAGAAUGAUUAAUUUCUGU
Molecule: messenger RNA, 3669 nt
Organism: Diospyros lotus (date-plum)
Lineage: Eukaryota; Viridiplantae; Streptophyta; Magnoliopsida; Ericales; Ebenaceae
Product: pentatricopeptide repeat-containing protein At4g33990
Exons: 8
Coding region: 128-2140 (670 amino acids)
Biological process (GO): RNA modification
Molecular function (GO): protein binding; RNA binding
Source: RefSeq, a predicted model, not a curated record